AUGAACUGCGUUUCGUACCUCGGAGAAGAAAUGCAUGACGAAGUACCCUCCUCCAGCCUAUCAAGAGUGUUGGACCUUGUUUUGCUAGAUGCUGAGAGGCAGACCGAGGUAGAUAUGGGGAAAUGGAAAGGAACUACCAAUGCCGUUCGGACCCGGGAGAUAGAACUGAAGAAAGACCUGCCAGACAGGAGACGAAGGAAGGCAUUUUGCGUGCCUCAGAUUCCUGUGGCUUCUGGCUUUAGGUUUAGUAAUACUACGGGAUAUCUGUGCCAUGAAACUCAAAGACAACUCGUUCGUUGGAGCCUUACCGAACAUGCACGUCAUCCAAACGAGACUAACCUUGACGCACACUCCGACUGCGUGGGGAUUGACUACGCUUCGACGAUUGAACGGAAAGCUCGCGCCGUGACUUCCUAA
This is a messenger RNA of Fomitiporia mediterranea MF3/22, 417 nucleotides long. RefSeq lists its product as uncharacterized. The transcript has 2 exons. The record is from RefSeq and is a predicted model, not a curated record. NCBI's taxonomy places the organism in Eukaryota, Fungi, Basidiomycota, Agaricomycetes, Hymenochaetales, Hymenochaetaceae. The coding region runs from base 1 to 417 and encodes 138 amino acids.